This is a messenger RNA of Symbiodinium sp. CCMP2456, 1203 nucleotides long. The record is from the annotation of a GenBank genome assembly. Lineage: Eukaryota; Dinophyceae; Suessiales; Symbiodiniaceae.
AUGUCUGGUCGAGGUCGAUCCAGGUUUGCCUCCGGGCGGGGCCUGUCGCAUGUAGCUGCCGUGGUCGGCUCUUUUCUCAUCGCUGCCUCGCUCCUGAGCAUCGCACGACUGUUUGUCGCGACGCCACAGACUGCAUCACGGGGAGCUCUUCUGGCUCGCAGAGCUGCGCCGGCACUAGCGCCAGCCCCCACACGCAGCUCGCAGCCAAGCGCCCCACUUCCUAUCGACCACAGCCGCUAUGGCGAAAAGGUGCGAUGGUAUGCGGAGCCACAGAUGUCAAGGCCUCCAGAGUGGCGGGUGCUGCUCCUGGAUAAGACCUUCAGGAACCCGUCCAACACGAUCUCCAAAGUGGCAGCAUGUCUGGUCGCCACACUGGGCAUUGCAUCGGCCAUGGCGAGGGUCUGCAUUGUGAUGGAACUGGUCAGCGAUCAUUCUAGGUUCAGCACCUCAAGCUUCCACCACCAAGUCUUAACGCCCGGUGAAGCUGUAGGAACUCUGUGGGCACAGACGAAGAGCCGCCCCAUGAGUGUGGCAAGCCCCUGCGGCGGAUGCCCGCGAAAUCACACGCUGGUUUAUGUGAUCAGCGCUCGCGGGGAGGAGGGCCGUGAGCGCAGGAAGACGCUGAAAAAGGAGCUGGAAGCAGCAGGAAUCGCGAAGAACGUCAGUUACUGGCCGUCUGUGGAUCCCAGGACAGAUCCAAAGCUGGCGCAAGAGUUGGGCAAGGAGUCGUGCCCCUGCGACGAGUCGAUGGCACGGGCCCUCACCCACCGACAGAUUUACGAGAAGGUCAUUGACGAGCAGUUGACUUGUGCCACGAUCUUCGAGGAUACCGUGUCCUUCGCUCCGAAUUUCCAGACGCGGCUCUCGACUGUGAAAGAGAGUGUGCCAGCUUUUGAUGUUCUGCAGCUGGGCUACUGCGGCGACGCCCCGCCCAAAGAUGAUCGGAAGAUUCCCAAAGUGAAGUAUGGGCUUCCUGGAGAUGCAAAGUGCUUUCACUCGUAUGUGGUGAGUUUGCCUGGGGCGCUGUUCCUGGCGAAGGCUAAUCGGCCUUUGAAAGCAGCUCCCGGUGACAUGAUCGAUUACCUGAAGGACCAUCUUCACGUGCGACCAUACGUGAGCAGGACGGACAAGAGCACGUGGAACAGGCAGAUGUCCCUUCCUGGAUCGUUCUGGAGCCUGGAUCCCGCAUUGACGUGGCAGUGA